Penicillium verhagenii is the source of this 2094-nucleotide messenger RNA. RefSeq names its product fungal specific transcription factor domain-containing protein. The coding region runs from base 1 to 2094 and encodes 697 amino acids. Gene Ontology annotation, cellular component: chromatin. Gene Ontology annotation, molecular function: RNA polymerase II cis-regulatory region sequence-specific DNA binding; DNA-binding transcription factor activity, RNA polymerase II-specific; zinc ion binding. NCBI's taxonomy places the organism in Eukaryota, Fungi, Ascomycota, Eurotiomycetes, Eurotiales, Aspergillaceae. The record is from RefSeq and is a predicted model, not a curated record. Gene Ontology annotation, biological process: regulation of transcription by RNA polymerase II; DNA-templated transcription. The transcript has a single exon.
AUGUAUCAUAGUGAUGUUGUUCGGCGUCACGAAAGAAGCCACCAUGAACAGCAAAUUGAGCAGCAGGCUGAGCAUCAAGCUAGGCAACAUCUUGAGGAAUCCUCCAACAGUUUGCCAGAUGACUCGGUGAUGCUUACGCCAGCCUCGGCGGCUGAAUCUCUGAGACGGUUAUCGGAGAUUCCGGGGAUCACAUCCAUGCCGGAGAAUAUGACUCCGCUGCAAUAUCCCAACACAAGCAUUGCAAGUCUUGCUCCACCCAAUACCGGGUAUAUACCUGGAAUGGAUCUAUCUUCGCAAGAUGAUACCACACAUCGAUCGAGCUCCAACUCAGGGCCCGGGACAUGGUUUCUAGAAGACGAUUUUGAUGUUAGCGCUCUAGACUUCUCACUAACCUCCACCAUAUCCGAAUGGGCACAGUUCUCGAAUCCCUUUCCGGCUCCUCUUUUGCCGACAGAGGAAUCACCGGAAAUAUUCACACCGGUGCAAAGUUUCGCGCCGAACUUGCAGUCGCCUAAUCCUCCAGGAGAUGCUAUGAAGCGCAAAUGGUUUUCACAUAUGGAGCACCGACCAAGUCGAGGAUUCGACAUGGCAGAAUCGAGUUAUUCGGGACAUACUAAAGCGAAUGAGUCGUACCGAGCCGAUUUAUCACAGAAGCUUAGGCCAAGGAUGGAGGACGAGGCACUUCCAACAUCAGAACAAUUGAAUCUCUUCGCUAAGCUUUAUUUUCAUCGAUUUCAUCCAUUGCUUCCUGUCAUUCAUACUCCUUCCUUCCGACCAACUGCAGAGAAUUCUCUCUUGUUCCUGUCUUUAUGUUCCAUCGGCAGUCUAUUUGUCGGGUCAUCGCGUGCUGUUAUGCAAGGCUCUCGAAUAUUUGAAAGGCUGAACAAGGCAAUACUGGCAUCAUGGGAAUCCUUUUUAUCGCAGAGCCGACCAGACGCACUUUCUAUGGUCCAGGCUGCCAUUCUAGGUCAAACAUAUGCUAUUCUGGCCGGUGAACCAAAAUAUCUCGUCUUGGCAGAUGUCCUGCAUGGGACAGUCGCAGCUUGGGCUCGUGAAGCAAAUCGACUCGGGUCUAUCUGUACCCGAGCACCUGAUUUAUCCGAUGACAGCAAUAUCGAGACAAGCUGGUAUCGAUGGAUUGAUCAUGAACAACGAGCACGGGUUCAAGUCGCACUACAUAUUCACGACGCUGAGCUUGCAACUCUCCUGCACCACCAACCUAUUCGCAGCCAUCGAUUCCGCCAAUUUCCCAAACUCGCAUCUGAUGAGUUAUUCUCGGCGCCCACGGCUUCAAAAUGGGCUGCAAUGUACCGCCAAUCCAUGAAUACGUCACCCGAAAAUGACCUAGUAUCUACUCAACUCCCUCGUUCUCUUGAUCCACUCCCAGUCACUGGAGUAUCAUCCCGCUUCGCAGCUUACGGUCUCUUGGAGAGUAUCAGCGCUCGCUUGGUCGACGCGAAGCAAUCUGAUGGAUUCGAUCACCAUGUCUCUGCAGAGAUAUCAAGUCUCCUGAUAGCUUGGUGGAAAGCCUACUACACACCAAUUCAAAGCCACGAAAGAGAUCCAUUCUGUCUCCCCGUACUCUGGCAUUCAAUCUAUAUAUCCCUAUACGCAGACCUUGACCUCCUCGAACAGCUCAUUGGUCGAGAUGGCUACCACCAUACAGUACAGGCUGCAGGACCCGUCCAAGAAUGGUGUACAUCCCUGAACGCCAGCCGCUGCCUUAUACACGCCUCUUUGAUUGCGCAGUAUAUAGAAAAUAUGAGCAUGUCCUCGGAACCAUCAAUUCACGUUCCCCGAGCGCUCUUUUCUGCUGCACUCACAUAUCUCGUUGUUGCGAGGUUUGCACCGAAACAUGUCGUUCGUUCGGAGGCAUUUUCAUCGCCAGAAUUCAAAAUCCUGGGUGAUAUUAAUGCUUCAGUCGAAAGCUGUUUUCCAGAUCUGCAGUCGAAGGGUUCUAGUGGAUCUGUGGUUGCUGAUAUGGAUCAUUUGUAUCGGUUGGUGGAUCUGUUGCAGCGUGGUGGGCGUUGGGGGAUUUCGCAGGCUUUUGCAGGGGUUAUUACUUCAGCUUUGGAAGGGAUUCCCGGGUCUUAG